This is a messenger RNA of Ylistrum balloti, 4045 nucleotides long. RefSeq lists its product as uncharacterized. The transcript has 14 exons. NCBI's taxonomy places the organism in Eukaryota, Metazoa, Mollusca, Bivalvia, Pectinida, Pectinidae. The record is from RefSeq and is a predicted model, not a curated record. Bases 1 to 2106 code for a protein of 701 amino acids.
AUGAGUUGUGAAGUAGAAGACCAGUAUGAGGUGUUAGAUUGUUUACAGUUAGAGCAGUACAAGGCUCCUGUGGUACAGUUUUCCAAAGAUAGAAUAUUACCAAUACCUUCUAAGUCUUCAGAAUUGGAUAGAGAAGUGGAGGAGGAAUUGGCCUUGGAAAUGAGUUGUGAAGUAGAAGACCAGUAUGAGGUGUUAGAUUGUUUACAGUUAGAGCAGUACAAGGCUCCUGUGGUACAGUUUUCCAAAGAUAGAAUAUUACCAAUACCUUCUAAGGUUUUAAUGAACUCAGGGAAGACUUCGGAGUCGGAAUCGGAUCAAGACACGUACUUUGACAGUACAAUUAAAUAUCAGCAAAGAAAUGAGGAUGUCAUAGCAAAGAAAACAAUGUCUAAAAUGGAACACUGUAUAGCAGGGUAUUUAUCUGCAACACCAAUUUCCCCACCUCCAAAGUCUGCCAAGGAUUUUACAUCCGGACCACCAAUUUCCCCCCGUCAAAAGUCUGCCAUGGCUUUUACACCCACAGCACCACCUCCCCCACCUCCGAAGUCUGCCAUGGCUUUUACAUCAGCAGCACCACCUCCCCCACCUCCAAAGUCUGCCGUGGCUUUUACAUCCGCAACACCACCUCCCCCACCUCCAAAGUCUGCCAUGGCUUUUACACCUGCAACACCAAUUCCCCCACCUCCAAAAUCUGCCAAGACUUUUACAUCCGGACCACCCAUUCCCCCCCAUCGAAAGUCUGCCAUGGCUUUUACACCUGCAACACCAAUUCCCCCACCUCCAAAGUCUGCGUUAGCUUUUACACCCGCAGCACCACCUCCCCCACCUCCAAAGACUGCCAUGGCAUUUACACCCGGAACACCACCUCCCCCACCUCCGAAGUCUGCCGUAGCUUUUACAUCCGCAACAUCACCUCCCCCACCUCCCCCACCUCCCCCACCUCCAAAGUCUGCCAUGGCUUUUACACCUGCAACACCAAUUCCCCCACCUCCAAAGUCUGCCGUGGCUUUUACAUCCGCAACACCACCUCCCCCACCUCCCCCCCAUCGAAAGUCUGCCAUGGCUUUUACACCUGCAACACAAUGUACCCAACGUGCUCGAAAGUCUAGGUUGGCUUUUACACCCGCAGCACCACCUCCCCCUUCUCCACAGCAUGGGAGAUCUUCAAGACAGACUUCCAUAUGUAAUAGAUUCUCAGGAGCUGAUGAAUGCUUAUUGGACAGAGUCUCCUCUCCGGUGACUGAAGGAUUAUCGCAUUGUUUUGGCCAAUCUCAGCAAUCUGCAAGGCCUUUAUCAUCAGCCAAUAGAGGUGGAAAGUCUACAGAAGACCUGAUAUCUCUAAGUGUAUUGGAUGAGAACAAGAAAUUCAGAAAGAAAAAAAUGUCUGCAGUGUUUAAAGAUGAGUCAGUGGAUUUACCACGCAGACUUAGGACGGCUGUGGCUAGAGAAAGACCUGAUUUAACAGAUGUCCGUACUUUUUGUAUGGAAGAUGCUGGUUCAAAACAGACUUAUGGGUAUGGGUCCGCGGAGCGUAGUAGAGGUCUUCAUGUAGAUGAUGAUAGGUUUCAGAAACUUCGAAGACGAGCAGGCAUUGAGACUGACAUAUUACAGGAUAUUUCAGAUGUUGGGACAAUAAUGCCAACAGUUGCUAAGGCAGCAUUGAAAAACCUGAGUAAAAAAGACCUUGACACUCUUAAAGCACUUCAAAAUAGACUUGGAGGUUGGACCAGAAGCCAGGUGGAGAAAGAGCUCUUCAUUGAUUUGACGGCCUGUAUGGAGACUCUGAACACUGCGGGACUCAAGUCAUUAGGAAACAAAGUUGCUAUGGAAAUAGAAAACGUUUUGGUAGCAGCUUUUGUCGUCAUGUGGAUGCUUAAGACACUGGUGCCAGAGCUGUUCCCCCUAAAUACUGAGACAAGGGGAUGGUCAGACAGUGUUGUCAACAUAGCCAAAGGAGUGCUGGAGAUCUAUGACCAUGAUCAGUCUUUACUAGACAAGGCCAUUUCAUAUUGUGAUCAGAUUGAGAGAGCACACCCUAGAGUCGCUUCAAUCCUAGAACUGGGACCUAACUGGUUUGCAGUAGCACUGAAAAUGUUGGGUUGUUAAUUAUCAAAUACUGUUUUAUUAUCGAUAGAAAAAACAGCUGCCUUUUGUCUGUUGUUUUGUUGUUGGUAGAUGUCAGAUUGUCAUUGAGUCCACAAAGAUCCCCAUUUACAGUACCUUGGAAUUCAGUAUUUAUAUUCUGGACAACUGCAACCUUGAGCUUUGAUCUAUCUAGCCAAUAUCUGAAAUCACAGAUUUUACCAAUGCAUUUGUGAUAUCUAUUGUUCUUCAUAAGGAUAUCAAAUUUUUAUUUUCAUAAUAUAAUGAACUUGAUCAAAACAUUGGCAAAAAUUACCAAUGUCAUUUACAAAGAGUUCAUCAAAAUGUCAUGCCAGUGAUAUUAUUUUUAAGAUCUAAUUUUUGUACAUUAUUUUUGGCAUUUUAUUAGGUCACCUGAGCCGUGCGUUGUUAACUUUUCACAUAUUCGACUUCUUCUCAAGAACUAGUCAAUGGAUUUUGACCAAACUUGGCACAAAGCAUCCCCAUGGGAAGCCGCUUCAAGUUUGCGAAGAAAAAGGGCAUGGCCCCAAUAGGGGCCCAGGAGGGGGGAAAAGGGGGUAAAAUUAGGUAAAUCUUUAAAAAUCUUCUUCUCAUGAACCAACGGUCAGAUUUUCCUAAAAUUCAUAAUGAAUGAUUCUUAGAGCAAGGUCUACAAAGUUUGUGAAUUAGAAAAAAAUUGGGUCAGAAACAGGCCCUCCAGGGGGCACUAAAAAGGAGUCAAAAUUCAAAGUUGGUGGAUUUGAACCAAAUUUAGUAUAUAGAGUCCUCACGUGAAGAACAUGUGACUUUGAGUUGAAAAAAAGUGUCUGAGGGGUUCUGGGGCCACAUGGGUGGCAAAAAGGGGUCAAUUAGAUUUUUUUUUGAAAAUGGGUUUUAAUGGCAUUGACCAUGUUUUUGGGUUACAACCACACUAAGCACAAAGCAUCUGUGUAAUAAGACACAUUUAGUUUGGGGAAAAAAGUAAUGGCUGCAAUAGGGGCCCCAGGUGGGGGUAAAAAAGGAGUAAAAUUAGGUAAAGUAAGCUUCUUUAAGUUUACAAUAGAAAAAGGUGUGGCCUCAAUGGGGGCAUAUUUAAUGGGCAGAAAGGGGUAGAAUUUGUUAAAUCUUAGCAAAUCUUGUUGUCUUGAACCAAAAGUGUAACUUCAUAUAGAUGAUCUUAAGGGAAAGAACGGCAAAGUUUGUGAGAAUAAAAAUAACUGGUCCAAAAUUAGCCCUUCUGAUAGUUGUUACAUAUUAAUCUUUAAUAAAGACGUGUUGUGUGUUUAUGACAACCAUAUAGGCGAGAAAAAAAUGAGCUACAUGUAUAAUAUGGUUCAAUAACUGUGGUAACACUACAUUUCUCAGCCUUUAUACAUAUAUAUUCCUGUCUCAGAAGUACCACAAGAUUUUUUCACAUUGUUUUAUGGGAGUUUUUUUAGUUGGAUGCCUUAUUGUAUUAGGCAAGGAAAAGAUUGUGGAUAGACUUGAAAUUGAUCUGAUUUUUUGUAUACUUUAGCUAUACAUGUAUCUACUAAGAUAUAUUUCAACUUGUAAAUGAAAACAUGAUUUGCUUUAUAUAAAUGUGCAACCCUUGCCUCUGUUUGGCUAAGACAUUUUGGACUUCCUCUCAAGAACCACUGGGUGGAUCAUGUUCAGACUUGGUACAGAUGUUUUACACACGGUCCUGCACAAGUGUUGUUACAUUUUUGCAACAUUUUAAAAUCCCCAGAUUAUUGACAUAUAUUCCUCUGGUGACCGUUAAGGCCCCUUGGGCCUAUUGUUAUUCUUUGUAGUGAUGUUUUGUUAUUUUUUAUUAUAUCAAUUUUCCCAAUGUUUUAAGGUUUUAACUUUACAAAAGUAACUGAUGUAAGCUUAUAAUUUCAUGAAAUUGAGAGAUUUUUGCUUUUUGCUUUUAAGGUUUAAAAUGUAGUUAAACAUUAUGAUAUGACAUUGUAAAACAGAC